AUGGGGACGGGGUGGCGGAGGGCGCUGUGCACGUCCGUCCAGCGGGACGACGACCGCGACCGCGACGCCAAGAACAAGAAGCGCCGGCCGCAGCACGACGCGCCCAGCCCACGCAGCACCAGCGGCGGCGGCUUCUUCUCCGCCGUCAAGAGCGCGGCCACCGGUGGCAGCAGCAGCAACCCGUCGACGCCGACCCUCCGCUGCCGCACCAGGCCGCUGCAGCAGCCGGCGGACCCCGCCCCCGUGACGCCGCCGCCCUCCGCGCCGGCGCCCGCGCGGAAGCACCGCGUGCCCCUCUUCCAGGCGCUGUCGGCGCCGGCCUCGCCCAGAUCCCCCUCCAGAUUCGCGCUGCUCAAGGCAUCGCUGCUCCCGUCCAAGUCCCGGUGCGGCGUGUGCUCGCGCGGCGUCAAGAGCGGCGGCAGCUCGGCUGUGUUCACGGCCGAGUGCUCCCACGCCUUCCACUUCCCCUGCAUCGCCGCCCACGCGCGCUCCUCCUCCGCCAACGGCGUCCUGUCCUGCCCCGUCUGCGCCUCGCCGUGGCGCCAGGCGCCCUUCCUCGCCUCCCUCCGCCUCCAUUGCUCCUUCCACGACGACGCGCAGAGCAAGCACCGGGGCGGUGGCGGCGACGGCCGCAAGACGCCGCCGCCCGCCUCCGCCGGUGGUGGCCCCAAGCUGUACGACGACGACGAGCCCCUGCUGGCGCCCAAGGCCGCGGCCAACGGCGGCGGCUUCAACCCGAUCCCGGAGGCCGACGAGGACGACGACGAGGAGCAGGGCGCCGCCGAGUUCAGGGGCUUCUUCCCGCGGCCCAGGACCACCUCGGGUCUCGCCGUCACCGUGGCGCCCGAGGCCGCGCUCGUGUCAUCGGGUCGGCGCCACGGCAAGUACGUGGUGGCCGUCAAGGUCAAGGCGCCCGGGCUGCGCUCCUCGUCGGCGGCCCCGCGGCGCGCGCCCAUCGACCUGGUCACCGUGCUGGACGUCAGCCAGGGCAUGAUGGGCGAGAAGCUGCAGAUGCUCAAGCGCGGGAUGCGCCUCGUCGUCGCCUCCCUCGGCCCCGCCGACCGCCUCUCCAUCGUCGCGUUCUCCGGCGCCGCCAAGCGCCUGCUGCCGCUGCGCCGGAUGACCAGGACGGGCCAGCGGUCGGCGCGGCAGAUCGUCGACCGCCUCGUCGUCUGCGCCGCCGCCGCGACCACGGCCACGCAGGGGCAGGAGCAGGGGCAGCAGAGCGCGUGUGUGGGCGACGCGCUGCGCAAGGCCACCAAGGUGCUCGAGGACCGACGCGACCGCAACCCGGUGGCCACCGUCAUGCUGCUCUCCGACACCCAGCAGCAGCAGCAGGCGCCGCCGGCGGCGACAGCGGAAAAUUCGACAAGGAAGCAGUUUGGGCGGCCAGCCGUGGCCCCAGCAACGCGCUUCACCCACGUGGAGAUCCCCAUCGGCCCCGGCGACGCGCCUCCUCUCGUGUCCGAGUCCGAGGAGAAGGAGUCGGCGGAGCCUCCCGUGGAGCACGCGUUCGCCAAGUGCCUGGGCGGGCUGGUGAGCGUGGUGAUGCAGGAGGUGCACCUGGAACUGGCGUUCCCGACGGGGGAGAUCACGGCGGUGUACUCGUGCGGGACCGGGCAGCAGGCCGUGGCGGUCUCCGGCGGCGGCGGCGCGGGGGUGAGCGUGCGGCUGGGCGAGAUGUACGCGGAGGAAGAGCGCGAGCUGCUGGUGGAGGUGCGCGCGCCGCUGGGCAGCCACCCGCACUCGCUGUCGGUGCGGUGCAGCUACCGCGACCCGGCGUCGCAGGAGACGGUCCGCGGCGCGGAGCAGCCGCUGCUGCUGCCCCCGCUCCAGGGAGAGCGGGCGUCGUCGUCGUCGUCCCGGCGGCUGCACGACCUGUUCGUGGCGACGCGUGCCGUGGCGGAGUCGCGGCGGCUGGCGGAGCUGCAGGACCUGGCGACGGCGAUCCACCUGCUGUCGUCGGCGCGGGCGCUGGUGCUGCAGUCGCCGCCGACGCAGCAGCAGCAGGAGCUGGUGGGCAACCUGGACACGGAGCUGAGCGACAUGCGGUGGCGGCGUGUCAACCAGCAUCAGUACCAGCAGCAGGAGCCGCUGACGCCGACGUCGAGGAGCGGCAGGAGGAGGGGAGAUGGUGACACGACACCGCCCGUGGGGACCCCACGCGGAUCAGCCGGUCCUCCUGUCGGGGCCGGCGAGCCACUGACGCCUACGUCAGCGUGGCGCGCGGCGGAGCAGCUGGCCAAGGUGGCCAUCAUGCGCAAGUCCAUGAACCGGGUCAGCGACCUGCACGGCUUCGAGAACGCGCGCUUCUGA
This is a messenger RNA of Miscanthus lutarioriparius, 2316 nucleotides long. The record is from the annotation of a GenBank genome assembly. Lineage: Eukaryota; Viridiplantae; Streptophyta; Magnoliopsida; Poales; Poaceae.